AUGCUCAGAAGCUUUGCACACCUUCUCGACCGAAGCUGCUACUUUUUGGACUUCGGAUUGAUGGCUUUUAAGGACAAAUUUGCGAAGAAGGAGUACCCAACUCCAGAUAUGGCCACUAUCCUCAUGGUCACGGCCACCACUGGCACAAAACCACUAAAGCCCUCCUCCUCGAGGGCGAAGCAAGUAAGAACGAGGUUACACCACCUCAACAAAAUCCAGGCAGAGAAAGGAGCAGAGAAAGAGGCUUCUAAGAAGGCAGAGAAGGUUGUCGAUAAGGGCAAGGGAAAAAUGGAGGAGCUUCGGAAGAAGAGGAAACUUGGUCAUACAAGUGGGGCUGCGUCCAACUUUAGGACCACCACGGCUCAUGCUGAAAAGGGAGAGACCCAGCAGUUAAAACUCCUUCAAUCAUCCAUCAAGGCUGGCAUGGUGGAACAAUCUAGGAGAUCCAAUAAGGGGACCAAUAAAGAAAUAUAUGUAGCCUUUGAGGUGCCCAAGAAUGGGCAAGUUGAGAUGACCCCAAGGAAGUCUAGGAAUUUUCUGGCUGGAAGAGAUGACAAGAUUGCCCCAGCCAUUUUAGAAAUGCUGCCCACAAAGGUUUGGGGGUGCCACAGUAAAUUUUAA
Messenger RNA from Fraxinus pennsylvanica, 621 nucleotides. NCBI's taxonomy places the organism in Eukaryota, Viridiplantae, Streptophyta, Magnoliopsida, Lamiales, Oleaceae. The record is from the annotation of a GenBank genome assembly.